CAGAAGUAUGCUUCUUUUAGUAGUUGUUGUUCAAUCUAAGGCUUCGUCGCUGCAGCAAGUUGGGGACUGGUCAUCGGCAGUUCAGCAUGCGUCGACAGUUUCUUUCUGUGAAUUGAUCCACAUGGAUUUGAGCCGCAUGAGGUUUGAAUUUGCGUUGCAACUCUUCGAGCUCCGAAGCUUCUCAAAUGGUGACACUCCCAUGGCAGUAUUGAUUAUGGCAGAAGUACUUCCGUCCCCUCGCUCUAGACAACACCUCUCGAGCAGGUAAAAAAAUGAAUGAAUGAAUGAGUGAGCUGUACUCUGUGCGAAAUUUUUUAUUGUGCUGACGAAGCCUCCUGGGGGGCAAUGGUACAUCUUCAGAGAAGACAUCCUAGGAGAGAUGCUUGUCAAGGGUCAAAGGGGCUCAGGAUGCAUCCUCGCCCAGCAUCAUCCAUCCUUGGUUCUUUUUCUACUUGAAAAGGAAGCACUCAAAAUUCUUCAUGCUCGUGUACGGAAGAUGCUCCCAUAUAAGGAAGAUGCUCCCAUAUAAGGAAGAUGCUCCCACGACAAGGAAGAUGCUCUAAAUCAAAACGACCGCAGGAUACGAAGCAGGUGCUUUCGUUUUUUCGGGACACGUUUCUCGAACAAAUGUACUGGCGAUGCAAAAUCGUUUGCAAGUAUGCUAUGGCCACCUGUGACUAAGAGUUAGUAACAUGCAUCAUGUGAAUGAGAAUUAGUAACAUUAAUAUAAGUGACGUGGGUUCACAACAUAUUAACAUUGGCAACAAAGUGACGUGGGCUCUUCUAAAAAUUAUGCGCUCAGAUACUCAGUAAACUGGUGCUAGUAAGUAGACCUAGUGGUAGUGACAUAAGUAACUGAGCAGGUAAGGUUAGCGCUGCCAGCUGGGAAUAGACUAGUGGGGAGUAGAGUUGGGCUGCAAGAAACAAGUUUUAAGAUUAUCCAUCGGUUAAAAAUUUCCAACAUCGGAUUCCCUGCAAGAGUUUGGACACAAACUUUUCAGAAGAAACAAGUUUUAAGAUUAUACUAUAGCACGUUUUACCUAACCUUACUUUUUCUUCCUAGUUAGCUUGGCUCCACCCGUAUUAUACUAUAGCACGUCUAAAACCUGCGGCGAACCGGCUACAGAAGAGGACGGCAAUACUGCUUAUGCAAUCCACUUGAUGCAAGGGUCGAUGCGCUGGCAUAGUCGGAGUAAAGGUACUUACUUAAUUUUCGAGUUGUGGUUGGUGACAACCUCUGUAGCGAGAUGAUUUCGUAGAGGGCACUUAUCGAGCUCUGGUAACAUCAACCCUGCUAGAGGGUGAAGGCAUGCCAAAGUAGAAGUACAGGCAUUCUCUUGUCGAGCUGUGGUAAUAUCAACCCUGCUAGAGGGUGAAGUUGUGUCAUCGUAUCCUAUAGAAGUAAAAGCACUUCUCUGGUUGUGGCUGCACUUCUCUGGUUGUGGCUCUGUAGGGAGAUGAUUUCAAAAGCUCCCUACAGAUCCACAACUAGAGAAGAUCGGAGAUGCAAUCUCUUUGAGGAUCUCAGUCGAGUACUUGAUGACCUCAAUCUAGUAUUUGAUGAUCUCAAUCGAGUCGAAGUAAAGGUUGUAGUACCAAAAAUACUUAUCGAGUUGUGGUAAGAAUUCUGGUAGAAGGUGAAGUUGGGCCAUAGUUACUAAGUAGAGGUAAAGGCACUUACUUAUCGAGGUGCGGUAACAUCCACGUCUCUGGUUGCGGCUCUGGAGGGAGAUGAUUUCAAAAGCGUUCAUGAGAAGGGUUGAAGACGUAAGUUUUUCUAAUGUCACGGAAGUGAUAGCCCGGAAAAGAAGUGGCUAAAACAGCUUGCGGUGAACCAAGCACGGUGGUUGUACUCCUUCUUUGUUAUGAUUUUUUUUUCUAGUAGACAGGAGCGGCUUAUUCUUCCUCGAUGGUCUAGUUCUUUCUAGUUGUGGAGGGCUUACAUACAACAGCGAUUAGUUCUUCCUCGAUGGUCUAAUUUUUUCUAGUAGACCGGGGCUUAGUGACGACUUAAGUACUAUCGUCUUUAGGGAUGGCGCGAUGACGGCUUAGAAGUCUGGUCUUUUUUUAGGAAUCAUGCGAUGAUGAUUCCUCCUAGAUGGUCUUUCUAGAAGCUAAGAUGAUGAUGCCUCCACCGAGAAGCUGAGUACCCGGAAGAUGAGCAAACCUAAAGGUUGUCCUUUCUAAUGCAGGGAUGGAUGAGGUGAUGAGCAAGCUGCUGGAAUUUGACGGCAAGACUUCAGGGAUGCCCAACAAUGUCAGCAAUGUCGUUAUGAUUUGCAUCUCUAGAAUAAAGUGAGGAUAAUUAAGUGUUGGUAGACCUUCUGUGGCUGCGCAUAUUAUCCGCUUGAGUAUGUCUGUAAAACUGUCGAUGGCGGACCAUAUCCUAUCCUAUCCUGGCAAAGAAAGGCACUGCAUGGCACUAGAUAAUAAGGAGCUACAUGGUUUUCUACAUUCGCUACAUGACAAGCAAAGGCUGCAGUGAAAUAAGAUGACUCGUACAACUAUUUCUCAAUAUACUACACUGCAAAGGUGGCAGCAAAUUCAAGAGUACAGGACGAUUCCUUCUUCUGCCCGGUCAUUUCUAACGAGAAUAAUCUGCAACCACUGAUAUGGGUCGAACGCGUGGCUCCGUCGCUGUGAUGUUAGCGGAGUUCUUGGGAAGGAAUUUCAGUUGUUACGGCCAACAUUUAGUGUCCAUCUUUCUCGGCAUCUUGGUACCCUUGUGCCCCGUUAUAUUCUCAUGACGAAUAAGUACACAAGAGAAGUGAAGGGGUCAAGAUGAGGGGGGCGAGAUGAAGAAAAGCCGACUCGUCUAAUUUAGGCAGCGACCUAUGAAGUAAGAAGGGACUGAGUGAGGGAGCGACCUAUUAAGCAACAGAGCUUUAUUUGGAGCAACGACCUGGUUUUAUUAAGCAAGGAGACUGCGUAGGCAGCGACUUGCUCAGCAAUGAGGGUACUCAUAUUCAAGAUAGUACAGUAAGAAAAUGAUCUAACCGUGCACUUAAAAAUCGUAUGUCUAAUUUGCUUUAAGAGAGCUUCUUGCCACAGUAUUGUAUAGAUCGUCCAGCAGUCUGUCAUGUAAUUCUGCGCUUCAUUUAUCUUGUAGAAGUUGUUCUCGAACUUUUCUCAUUCACGUAGUAAUAGAGUGCAUGGUCAAGACAUUCGCAGUACUUAAUAUUACUAGGGAAGUUGCUCCUCUGGACCCCACGUGGCAAAUAUAGUGGGCUAGGAAGUUCCUCUUUACUGCAAC
Amoebophrya sp. A25 is the source of this 3253-nucleotide messenger RNA. Lineage: Eukaryota; Dinophyceae; Syndiniales; Amoebophryaceae. The record is from the annotation of a GenBank genome assembly.